AAGAUGAAACGGAUUCGGCGACGUCUUUCUCAGACACUUCGAGGCAGCCACAAUGACGAGUCAUUGUCAGAGCUGGCUGAGCAGAUGACGAUCGAAGAGAAUGGUCUGAAGGACAGCGAGCCCAUUGUGAAGAACGGCCGUCCUCCAUCAGCCCACAGUGUCCACUCAUUUCUUCACCAGUACACAGGCUCUUUUAAAAAGCCGCCACUCAGACGGCCUCAGAGCGUCAUCGGAGGAGGACUGGGCCCUCUCACAGCCAUGCCUCGCAAUGGUAGUCGCCUCGAUAUCGUCCAUGAGAAUCUGAAGAUGGGGUCAGACGGAGAAAGUGACCAGGCGUCCGGUACUUCCUCUGAUGAGGUGCAGUCACCCACGGGCGUUUGUCUGAGGAACAGAGGGAACAGACGAAUCUCUGCGGAGGACCUGAAACGUCUGUCUCUACCAGCUGACAUCCGGAUACCUGACGGUUACCUGGAGAAGUUUCAGCUGAGCAGCCCGCCCUUUGACCAACCGCUGAGCCGACGCUCCCGCAGAGCAUCACUGUCAGAAAUUGGAUUUGGUAAGCUGGAGACCUACAUCAAACUGGACAAACUGGGGGAGGGCACAUAUGCUACUGUGUACAAAGGGAGGAGUAAGCUGACAGACAACCUCGUGGCGCUGAAAGAGAUCAGACUGGAGCACGAAGAAGGAGCACCAUGCACAGCUAUCCGAGAAGUGUCUCUACUGAAGGAUCUGAAGCACGCCAACAUCGUGACGCUGCACGACAUCGUCCACACAGACAAGUCGCUCACACUGGUUUUUGAAUACCUGGACAAAGACCUUAAGCAGUACAUGGAUGACUGUGGGAACAUCCUGAGCAUGCAGAAUGUGAAGAUUUUCCUCUUCCAGAUCCUGCGAGGUCUGGCCUACUGUCACAGGCGGAAAGUUCUCCACAGAGACCUGAAGCCCCAAAAUCUGCUCAUUAAUGACAGAGGAGAACUCAAACUGGCUGACUUUGGCCUGGCAAGGGCCAAGUCUGUGCCCACUAAAACGUACUCUAACGAGGUGGUAACACUUUGGUAUCGGCCUCCUGACGUGCUCCUCGGCUCCUCUGAGUACUCCACGCAGAUAGACAUGUGGGGUGUGGGCUGUAUAUUCUAUGAGAUGGCUGCAGGCAGGCCGCUGUUCCCAGGCUCCACAGUGGAGGAUGAGCUGCACCUCAUCUUCAGGCUGCUAGGCACUCCUACAGAAGACAGCUGGCCUGGAAUAUCCUCCAUUGAUGAGUUCAAGUCCUACAAGUUCCACAAGUAUAAGGCACAGUCCCUCAUUAAUCAUGCCCCCAGGUUGGACAAUGAUGGAAUAGACCUGCUGAUGUCAUUCCUAAAAUAUGAAUCAAAAAAGAGGAUCUCUGCUGAUGAAGCAAUGAGCCAGCCAUACUUCAGGAGCCUGGGGCCACGUGUGCACACGCUGCCAGAGAACAUAUCCAUAUUCACACUGAAGGAGGUGCAGCUGCAGAGAGAUCCCGGCUAUCGGAACUCAUCAUACCCCGAAUCAGGCAACGGAAAGAGCAGAAGACAAAGCAUGCUGUUUUAAAAUCUCUGGACUGAAUACAGUUCUUUGGGAACGAUGUUCUAGCUGUACGGUCUUGCUGCUGGAUCAGAAACCUGAGAUGAGAGUUGGCGUGGAACAUCAUGAUCAUCAUCACUCCCCCUGGAGACCUAUUUUGAGGGGAGGGGGGGACCAGUCCACAGUCUGACCCCUCCCAGGUUUGGCCUGAAACUGGCUCAAGAGAGACAUUUGUACACUGUACAUCUAUAUUUAUUGAUAAGUGAAUUUGCUGCUAAAUCCAACUACUGUCUAGAAUUCUAACUGACUCAGUCACUUUAAUGAGUACAUGCAAUGUGUAUAGAUUUUUAAUUUUUUUUUUUUUUUUUUUGAAGUGGUGGCAUUUUUAGUGGUUUUUUUUUGUCAUCGUUUCCAUUUUCAUACAUAAAACUCCACCUCAAAGCUCCUGGAUGUGCGUGGGUGUGUGAGGCACACAGACAGGGAGGUUUCUGUAGCAGCUCAAAGGGGUUUCGUGUUCUCAUCUCUGUUGCCAUGGUGCUGUACUCAGCUGCACAAAUCAUAUGUGACCAUUUACUCUGAAGGUUUUUGAGGCCAGCUUUGAUAUAACUAAUCAUUUUAUCCCAAAUGGAGGGUAAUGUGAGAUUUUUUUUUUUUUUGCAUAAAACUUGGCAGCGCUGUGCAGAAAAACCCCAAACUUGCUGGCAUAUCAUUCCAGGGAUGCUGUGGUCUCUGUCGUGACCAAUGAACAAAUACAGAUGAAAAGAAGCAACGCAGAAAUAUUGACUAGGACAUUACAGGAAUAAGUACUUCAGAAAUAUUAAAGUACGCUGAUCACCCUCCUGUUCUUUUUCGUUUUCAACUUUAAUGGUCUUCUCCACUGUUACAAAGAGGAGGUUCAGUGUGAGCUCCCAGUGUUGGAAUCUGCAGUGCUGCAUUUGUGCAUUGCAGAUGGUUUACCUGUCUGCCAUUCCCAUCUCCUUCGACUGUAAAAGUAGAAUAAAAUUUUUUUUUUUAACCCUCCUCUUCCUCAAUUGCCUCCAUCACUGUGUUGCAUGCCUGCACAGCCACUGAACUCCUAAUUCAGGAAGCAUUAGCUAUAGUCCUGCCCUUUAUUUAACAGUGUUACAAGAGAUGUUUUGUAUGAUAUUCUUUAUUUGUGGAUAACUGUUAUUGGUGUGGGAUUUCAUUGCAGAUGCCCUCCCAUAUUUGAGCUGUUUUUUUUUUUUUUUUGUUUUGUUUUGUU
This is a messenger RNA of Archocentrus centrarchus (flier cichlid), 2785 nucleotides long. RefSeq names its product cyclin-dependent kinase 17-like. Gene Ontology annotation, molecular function: ATP binding; cyclin-dependent protein serine/threonine kinase activity. Gene Ontology annotation, cellular component: nucleus; cytoplasm. Gene Ontology annotation, biological process: protein phosphorylation. Lineage: Eukaryota; Metazoa; Chordata; Actinopteri; Cichliformes; Cichlidae. The record is from RefSeq and is a predicted model, not a curated record.